AUGGAAGCAGCUCAAGACAAAAUUGCAUCAUUCCUACUGCCAUCAGUGACUCUGCCCUUGACGAAAUCAUAUACCUAUUUCAGCAAUGUGCCAUCCGCAUUGGUAGAGAACAGACCUGAUAAAGUCAACGAGCCUUGUGUACUGGGUGUCGAUGAGGCAGGAAGAGGUCCUUGUUUAGGCCCCAUGGUGUAUGCCGUGAGCUACUGUCCCCUCUCUAGACACCAGGAAUUCAAGAAGCUUGGAUUUGAUGAUUCCAAAAAGUUGACAGAGGAGAAGCGAACGCAAUUAGCAAAAACGAUCGAAGCCAGCAAGGAGUGGGUAGGCUGGGCCGUCUAUGUCAUCUCACCACAAGACAUCUCCACCAACAUGCACAAGAGGCCUGUGUAUAAUCUGAAUGAGAUGGCUCAUGACGCUACCAUCAAGUUGAUUAGACAAGUUCUAGACAGCAGAGUCAAUUUAGAAGAAAUUUACGUUGAUCCUGUCGGCCCAUCCAGCUCGUACAAGUCCAAACUUCAAUCCCAUUUCCCUGGCAUUGCCAUCACAGUGGAACCCAAAGCUGAUUCAUUGUAUCCUAUAGUCAGUGCAGCCUCCAUCUGUGCUAAAGUUACUCGAGACCAAAUUGUGCAAAACUGGCAAUGGACAGAGACAGAUCUUGCAUUAUCCAAGGACUUUGGAUCCGGAUAUCCGUCGGAUCCCAAUACUGUCAAAUGGAUGAACGAAAAUGAGGAGGAUUUCUUUGGAUUUCCCAGUAUUAUGCGGUUCAGCUGGAAAACGAUCAGUCAGCGCAUGAUGCACAGUCGCAAUAUAGAGUGGUCAGAAGACGAGGAUGACGAACAUGAGCCAACAACGAAGCGAGCAAAGAAGAUUUUGGAGGAAAAGAUUGCACAAAAGGAGAGGCUACGAAAGAGAGCUGCGAAAUACAAUCACCAUCGUAGAGGCAAAUUGAAUACACAAUUUAGUUUAGACACAACUGAUAGUCUUGUAUGA
Messenger RNA from Mucor velutinosus, 987 nucleotides. RefSeq lists its product as uncharacterized. Bases 1 to 987 code for a protein of 328 amino acids. Gene Ontology annotation, molecular function: RNA binding; RNA-DNA hybrid ribonuclease activity. The transcript has 4 exons. NCBI's taxonomy places the organism in Eukaryota, Fungi, Mucoromycota, Mucoromycetes, Mucorales, Mucoraceae. Gene Ontology annotation, biological process: DNA replication, removal of RNA primer; mismatch repair. Gene Ontology annotation, cellular component: ribonuclease H2 complex. The record is from RefSeq and is a predicted model, not a curated record.